GGGGGCGGAGGAGCAGGGGGGGCAUCACAAGAAUACAAAGGGACCGGAGGAACAGACAAGGGACAGACGUGGCGGUGGAGGUCCGUGGGCGGGGCUUCCGUCCCAGCCUCGUGGAACCACUCCCCUAAACCCGUGGCAGGGAGCUGGAGCCACCAGAGAACCUCCUCCACCUCGAACCCCCCCCCGCCCGCCACACCACAGACGGAGGCCGCACCAGUCAAACCUCUUCACAGACACUGGGAGUCCUCUCCUUUCUGCAGUACCUACCCACAGCCACCGGGGGUCAGCGCAGCCUUCGACUUCUCCGUGAUGUCCUACAACAUCCUGUCCCAGGAGCUGCUGCAGGACAACGACUACCUGUACAAACACUGCGACCCCGCCGUCCUGCCCUGGGAGUACCGGCUGCCCAACCUGCUGACAGAGAUCCAGCAGCUCGACGCCGACAUCCUGUGUCUGCAAGAAGUCCAGGAGGACCACUAUGAAAACCAGAUUAAACCUGCUCUACAGAGACUAGGUUACCAGUGUGAGUAUAAGAAGCGGACAGGAAGGAAACCAGACGGCUGUGCUAUCAUCUUCAAGUCGUCCCGCCUCUCCCUCCUCUCCUCCAAUCCCGUUGAGUUUUUACGCCCCAGCGACGCCCUCCUCGACCGGGACAACGUUGGACUGGUUGUGCUGCUUCGACCUAACCACGCCUCCAACCAGUCGGAUCCCUCCGCCUUCAUCUGUGUCGCCAACACGCACCUCCUCUACAACCCCCGCCGCGGCGACAUCAAGCUGGCCCAGCUCGCCAUCCUGUUGGCCGAGAUCAGCCGGCUGUCCCGCCUCCCAGACGGGUCGACUAAUCCCGUUGUGCUCUGCGGGGAUUUUAACUCCACCCCCUGGAGUCCACUGUACAGCUUCCUGACCACUGGCUGCCUGGACUACAGAGGACUACCGAUCGGCAUGGUGUCUGGUCAGGAGAAUGUUCCCAGAGCUCAGCGUCUCCUCACGUCUCCAAUCUGGUCUCAGAGUUUAGGAAUCAACCACCAGUGUCAGUACGAGAACCGACCCACAGCUGACUCCUCCCCCACCUGUCCCUCAGCUGUCUGUGUCACAGCUGUGGAGGGCGCCAUCUCUAAUCUGACUGUAGAAGAUCUCUCCACCAAAGCUGCUGUCGCCUUCCACAGAGCGAGGAUCGAGCAUGGCCUGAAGCUGCAGUCGACCUAUCAGCAUCACCUGAUGCCUGAUGGGAGACCUGAGAUCACCACCUGUCACUCCCGCACGGCCAUUACUGUGGAUUACAUCCUGUUCACUCCCGAAGUCACCUCCCCUCCCUCGUGUCCUGGUGGCGGCGGCGGCCUCCAGCUGCUGGGCAGACUGUCGUUGGUCGGCCAGCCGGAGCUGCAGGAGGUCAACUCUCUGCCCAAUCAGCAUCACUCGUCCGACCACCUCCCUCUCCUCGCUCGCUUCCGCUUCCGGCGCUGACCUGGGCGGGGGAGGGGGGUCGUCGGACAUCGAUCAGAACGGCUCUCACGGCUCGUUAGCUGUUAGCCUCGGCGGCUAACGGUGCAGCUCCGAGAGGACGGACACAAACAUCUGUUAGAUGCUGAGACUGAGACGUGAAGGAAGAAGAAACUGUAAUAUCACGAAGACAAUCUGUGGGAACAAAAACUGCUGCAGACGUUUUAAAAAUACAAAUAUUUUAAUGCAGAUUGAAAAUCUACGGUUCAAUUAAAUCUUACGUUAGAAAUAAAAACUACAGCCAGAUGAUUUUAUUCUUUGUAUCGUUCAGAUGAAUUAUUGAUCGCUGUCACAUGGAUUGUUUCAGUUUAGUGACGCUGAAGUCCUGAUGCUAAAAUGUCUUUGUAAAUAACUGGACUAAGAAAAUCCUGGUUUUAAAGUUUUACUUGAAUAUAAUCUUAAAACACUGAUGGAUAUAUUUUUCUAUCAUUUUGGAAGGAGGUGUUUGCCGGUGUUGGAAAGUUUACAGAUUGUAAAUAAAAGAGU
This is a messenger RNA of Seriola dumerili (greater amberjack), 1986 nucleotides long. It is a transcript of the gene angel2, whose product is annotated as angel homolog 2. Gene Ontology annotation, biological process: 3'-UTR-mediated mRNA stabilization. NCBI's taxonomy places the organism in Eukaryota, Metazoa, Chordata, Actinopteri, Carangiformes, Carangidae. Bases 310 to 1464 code for a protein of 384 amino acids. Gene Ontology annotation, molecular function: 3'-5'-RNA exonuclease activity; mRNA 3'-UTR binding. The transcript is spliced from 8 exons. The record is from RefSeq and is a predicted model, not a curated record.